Molecule: messenger RNA, 4471 nt
Organism: Mytilus trossulus (common blue mussel)
Lineage: Eukaryota; Metazoa; Mollusca; Bivalvia; Mytilida; Mytilidae
Product: neuroligin-4, X-linked-like
Exons: 7
Coding region: 1594-4257 (887 amino acids)
Biological process (GO): modulation of chemical synaptic transmission; chemical synaptic transmission; neuron cell-cell adhesion
Cellular component (GO): synapse; cell surface; plasma membrane
Molecular function (GO): neurexin family protein binding; signaling receptor activity
Source: RefSeq, a predicted model, not a curated record
UCAUCUUAUCAUUGCUUUGUAGUCAAAAAGAUAUACUUGACUUUUGUGAUUUCAAGAAAAUAUUAUUUAAUACAGUAUUUUAUAUCAUUAGUUUUGGUAUAAUUGUUUAUUCAUAUUGAAGGACUGUUAUGUAAGCGUAGAUUUGCUUUAUUUAGAGGUCUGUGCCAUCUAUAUUGCCGGGAAUUGUAUAUUAUUCACCAGUUAAGUGAAUGUAUAUGUCUAUAUAUAUUCCGGAACUCAUCCUGUUGAAUUUCAGUCAAUGUCUAUUGUAGAGUUCUAGUGGAAGAAGUAAUCGCCCAUCUGUAUUCUUGAAAAAUUCAAUAUAUAAUUUGUGAACUAACUAUUAAAUAGAUUAGCAAUUAUACUACUUGACUCCGGUGAACAUAUUGGAAUUUGUAUUUAAGGAAAGAUUUUUGAAUAAUUUUCUAGACGUUAGAAGUGUUAUGCUUGUUCUGACAAGCUUUUUAAUUACAGAUAUCAUUCAAACAGCAUGAAAGACGUUUAUUGGAUCGGAGUGUGCAUUCUUAUAUAUUCAAUGAGAUGUUUUGUUAAUUCCUGGUAAUAAACAAAUGUACGUUCAAAAGCCUCGUUUGUUAAAAUUCUCGUAAAUGUUGUUACAUAUCGUCUUCUCCGAAAUUAUUUUUGACAUCUUCAGAAAGUAGAAGCUGGCUAAUUCAUCAGAAAAUAAUGAAGAAUUUUUUACCAUCGUGUAGACAAGUAGUAUAAACAAAAAGUUCAUGUUCACCCAUCAGAAUGCAAAUUAGUCGAUUAUCUCGAAACAAUGCUUGCUGUGUCGUGAUACUUUCUUCUUUAUCUCUACGUCUUUGUAUUUUGUGAAAAAUAUCGAUGCAUUGAUGCUGACACAGAAUAAGAUUUUACAAAUUGAUCAGUAUUUGUCAAAACUUCAAGUAUUCGAUUCUGCAGGUUCACUAUUUUUAUUCUUUAAUGACCCUCUGUGAUUAAUCCAUCAUACUCGCAUCAAGUCAGUGAUUGCACAGUAACAACAAGUCGUGUCUGAUGUUUAUUCCAUGCUGUUGACGCCGGAUUGUUGUACAGUUUAUCAAAUCGUUAUAGAAGUGUUUUUGAUAUUAGAUAUAGAUUUAAUUAACCAAUACAUCGUAGUUUAUAAGAUGAGUUUAGCAGUCAAACUCAUGCAGGUAUAUUGCACAUGAAAUAUUCCCACUUCAAUAAUCCUUGACGGAAUAUAAAAAUAUUGGAAGCCUUAGAAAAACUAUUACGAACGCCGCCAAGAUAUAACUCAGAUACUGUAAUCAUAUUGCACCGGAGAGUGUUUCGUCAUUGUUUGAUGAUGAUUCCGCUAUUUUGAUACAAUUGGAAAAAUUUAAUUUCGCCAUUCAAUUAGUGCCUGCAGAAUGAACCGUGUUCUGUUUGAUCCAUAGGUGAAUGUUUGCAGUCUUAUGUCAACAAAUACGUGUGAUCGGGUGAUUACGUUACUCUAUUUAUUGGUUUAUAAAAUCAGGAAAAUAUUUAUCAUUAUGACAAUAAAUAACUUUCUACAGUUGAAGGAAUAUUGGAUUUGUAAUUCCUCUGGCUUCAUAGGAACACUACAAACUAUGUGAGCUUCUUGAACAAAUGAUCAAAAUGGGUGUUACAACAAUGACAGAUUAUUGGUUUUCGUUACUUUGUAUGUGGCUGUUAAUUUUUAAAGGAUGUAUAGCACCGGUAUCAAUUCAUCAACUAGCACAAAGGCCAAUUACUACCUCCAAAGGAAAGAUAAGAGGGGUGUUAGUUGAAUUCCCAAGAGAAUCUCAACUCCGCACAGUUGAAGGAUAUUUUGGAAUACCUUUUGCCUCUGGGUCAUUAAGAUUUAUGCCUCCGUCUGAGGUUAUCAUGCAUUCGAAAUUUGUUAAAGAAGCAAAUGAUUCUUUAGCAUGCCCUCAAACUAAAUGGCGAGACAGAUUAUUUUCUGGAAGUGACAAACCGAAAGGUUCCCAAAUCCACUUUUAUCGGAUAAUGCAAUCAACAAACCGACAACACGAAUCUUGUCUCGUUUUGAAUAUUUUCGUACCUCCUAGGGAUUGGAACAACACGUCAAAGCUUCCUGUCAUGGUUUUUGUACAUGGCGAAUCAUAUGAGAUCGGAACCGGAAAUGCAUAUGAAGGGAGUGUACUCGCUAGUUAUGGAGAAGUUAUAGUUGUUACUGUUAAUUAUAGAUUGGGUGUCUUAGGUUUUCUGAGUACUGGUGACAAUGAAGCCAGUGGAAACUAUGCAUUAUGGGAUUUGUUUGCAGUAUUGUCAUGGAUACAUGAUAACAUAGGUGCCUUUGGUGGAGAUACUAACCGAGUGACAUUAUUUGGACAUGGUUACGGUGCAGCAUUGGUCAAUAUUUUAUUAUUAUCACCAAUGGUAUCAACUCGACUUAUUCAGCGUGCCAUUUUACAGAGUGGUUCAGCUCUCAGUCCGUGGGCAGUAUCAUUUGACGCUGUAACAUGUACUCAGUGGUUAGCUGUAAAUGUUAAUUGUUCUCAAUAUUUAAGUGAUUCAGAACUACUUGUUAAAUGUUUGCGCAAUAAAACAGCUACUGAACUAGUAGAACACGUGCCUUUACCUCCCAAAUAUUAUUCCUGUUUUGCACCAACACCCGGUGGUGGACAAAUGUUUCCGGAUAAUAUAAGAGAACUUUUAAAAAGAAGAGACACAGUAUUUUCUCAAAUCCCUGUUAUGUUUGGUGUAACUAGAAAUGAAGCUUACUCAUAUCUGAAGCAACGGGAACUUGAAGAAGGAAUCACAAAGGAAAGAAAGGCUCAGAUAAUUCGAACAUUUGUUCACAAUUUGUAUAAAUUCCACAGACAGAAGUUAUAUGAAAUCAUUGACUUUCAGUACACUGAGUGGAAUAAAGAACAAGAUAGGAACACUACUCGUGAUAAUGUGAUGGACAUGUUAAGUGACGGUUUGUAUGUCGCUCCUGUGGUAGAAAUGGCACACGAACAUGCAAAGCGGGGUGCUGGUACAUACUUUUAUAACUUUGGAUAUUCAACACAAUCCGAAAAUUUUCCUCAGUGGUCUAGUGGUGUUCAUGGCGACGAAUUACCGUAUGUAUUCGGAGCUCCUCUUGUUGAUGGUAUUUCGCCAUUUCCCAGUCGUUAUACGAAAAACGAAAAGAAAUUAAGUGCAGCUGUAAUGCGAUUCUGGACAAAUUUCGCAAAAUCCGGGGAUCCGAACGUGCCGUUAAAGGAUACAGAACAGGACAAAUUUUCGGACGUGUAUUGGCCGAAGUAUGACAUGGCUAAACAACGAUAUUUUCAUAUAGAGACUAAUCCAUGCUAUGGGGAGAUAGGUGAAGAAACAUGUUGGGAUACUUUGGGUAAACGUCCACAGAUAAAACAUCACUACAGAGGAUCAGAACUGGCUUUGUGGUUGAAUUUAAUACCACAAAUAAACAAGAAGCAAGAUCCCAAUACGGGUAUCAAACCGGAGGCGUCUCAACACGAACUUCUCGACUGGAAAAACAUAUCUACGUUUGACGAUCCAGACGGACUAGUAUCUAAAUUCACUCGUUUAUUUCCAUUACCGCCUCCGACUCCACCGGUCACGCGGCUACUCAAUGAUGUCCACGUGACUAAUCAUCCGGCGUUUGAUGGAAUGGACCGCAAUUACCAUAGAUCAACACCGAGGCAAACAUCACAGGAAGAAAUUACAGAUCCACCGAAAGACAUUUCUACAAACGAGAACACUGCGAUUGCUGGAGAAAGAACACAAGAAUCUUUAGCAACAACUUCCGUCCCACUAAGUAUCACUGUAGCAAUAGGCUGUUCUUUAUUAUUCAUUAAUAUUUUAAUAUAUGCCGCAGUUUAUUAUCAAAGAGAAAGAAUAAAGAAAAUAAAACAAGGUGAAGCAGCUAACGCUAGUAGGAAUUCACAAAGUAGGGGGAAUAGCAACGAACCAGACGGCGACGAAAUUACAACUGUUCCGGUUAAUCAUUUAUCUGGAUCACUUUCGAAUUCUAAACCAGAUAUUCAAAACAAUCCUGUAUAUUCUGUUAUAUCGAAACAGUCAGACACGGCUGAUAAAUAUAGUUACACACCAGUGCCAACAAACACUAAUUCUCCUAUGCAUCGAACGCGAGUACCUCACUCGCAGACAAACUCAAUUGCUAGUUCGAGUAAAAGUGGCAAUUCUUUAAAUCAUAUUUCUGGCAAACCACCGGAACGUUCACUACAUGGCAGUGAUCGAAGUGUUAAUAAACAUAAUCAAACUUCUGGUUCUGGUUCAAAUAAUGCAAUAACGAUAGUAUAGUGAAUGUAGGUAGUUACUUUGUAUAAAGUGUGUGUACAUUUAAUGAUGAACUUUUUUGUAAAUAUUUCAUUUUUACCAUUGUGUACAUGGCGACAAAUGGAUUAGUAUGUAUGUGUGCUAUAUGUGUUGAUAUCAUUCCUUUACAUAUCCGGUUUGAACUGAUUUCAUAUCAUUCUUAAUGAGACGAUUAUUUAAUAAAAACUUUUGAAAACUA